ACAGAACUUGAGAAGUGCUUGCUUAAACAACUGGCUCAUUGCCCUGGUAACCAGCUCUGUAGUUUGCUGUAUAUAAGGACUAGCACUCAGAAGAAGCCCUGUGAAGUCCUGAAAGGCUGUUUGGCUGCUGAGAGGUCUGGAUCUGCUCUGCUUGUCCGUACACAUAUUUCACUUUCUACCAUGUGUUUUCGGGGAUGUGCAAAGUGUCUUGGUUACUCCUUGAUGCCAUUGGCAGUGUGCUGCAUUGUUGCCAACAUUUUGCUUUAUUUUCCGAAUGGAGAAACUAAGUAUGCCAACGACAAUAACCUGACUAACUUCGUGUGGUUCUUUCAUGGAAUAGUGGGAGCAGGUGUUCUGAUGUUCCUGCCUGCUGCAGUUUUUAUCAGACUGGAGCAUGACAACUGCGCCGGGUGCUGUGGAAAUGUUGCUUGCGGGGAAAGAUGUGCGAUGCUGUCCUCAGUCUUGGUGGCCCUGAUUGGAUUAGCUGGAUCUGGGUACUGCUUUAUAAUUUCUGCCCUGGCUCUGCAAGAAGGCCCAUACUGCAUGACAGGAACAACGUGGGAGUACCCUUUUGCAAAUGGAAACGGAGGGUACCUAAAAGACCACAAUUUGUGGACCAGCUGCCUAGAGCCUGCACAUGUGGUGGAGUGGAACGUCAUUCUCUUCUCUAUCCUGUUGACCCUCAGUGGAGUGCAAGUCAUCAUCUGUGCAGUGCAGAUCAUCAACGGCUUGAUUGGAGGAAUAUGUGGACCCUGCUGCUGUGGGCAGGAGUACAGCAUGAAGGCAUAAAUGUAGAAACGCAGAGACUUAAUGUAAUUCCGAAAAAAAAGGUCACUCAAAUACAGUUCAUAAGAAAUUUUGGGGACAUCCGUAAAAGAUAAAUCCCCAUCACAUGUCCACAGCUGUUGGCAUGGUCCCAGUCCCUUCUGCCAUGAAUGCUGUUCAUGGGUGACCCCUUUUUCCAAGUGAAUUUAUACUGAAUUAAUUGCUUAUUUUCUUUCACAAAUAAUGAUAUGUAAAUUCCA
Acipenser ruthenus (sterlet) is the source of this 1025-nucleotide messenger RNA. Its product is annotated as transmembrane 4 L6 family member 1-like. Gene Ontology annotation, cellular component: membrane. The transcript has 4 exons. The record is from RefSeq and is a predicted model, not a curated record. The coding region runs from base 181 to 789 and encodes 202 amino acids. Lineage: Eukaryota; Metazoa; Chordata; Actinopteri; Acipenseriformes; Acipenseridae.